Messenger RNA from Letharia columbiana, 336 nucleotides. RefSeq lists its product as uncharacterized. Bases 1 to 336 code for a protein of 111 amino acids. The record is from RefSeq and is a predicted model, not a curated record. Lineage: Eukaryota; Fungi; Ascomycota; Lecanoromycetes; Lecanorales; Parmeliaceae. The transcript has 2 exons.
AUGGCCCGCGUGAGACGCAAGUGGACGGCAGAGGAGGAUGCUCUCCUCCGAUCAGCUGUCAAGACCGGCGGAAUCGCGCCCGCUACUGUGGCGGAAGUUGGCAAAGUGUGUACCUGCACGGACGAACAAAGACUGUCGCAGAAGAUGGUGGAACAGUCUCGCAAAUGGCACGGCCAAGGGCUCAUGGUCCGAGGAAGAGGACGAACGGCUCAUUGCAGCUGUUCGCAGGUACGGGACGAAUUGGAUAAGGGUCUCAUGCGAGGUUGGGUCAAGAAGUCCCGACCAAUGCUCCAGCCACUGGAGCCAGGUGCUGGACCCGAACAUCAAUUAUUGUGA